AAGAGAGGUCAAUCAAUCCCGAAUAAAAUACUUGCCGCCUCCCAAUUCAAUCCCUUUUGCCCUCUUCUUUCCUCUACUUCCAUGGCUUCUCUACCUUCCUUCCCCUCAACCACCACUUUCCAGCCUGAACCUUCUCUGCUGCAGAAACUCUCCUCUACUGCUUCUCUUCCCGCCCAAAAGAACGGUUCGAGCCAGAGCAAUUUGUUCCACAGAAAUCCCGUGACGACCCAGUUGAAUGGAGCUUCGGAGCAGAAGAGAUAUAUUGAUUUCCGGGAAGCGCUGUCUUUGAUCAGACGAGGCACUAAGUUUAAGUCCCAGGUUUAUCACCCUCUUCUCCAGCAUUGCAUUGAUAAGAAUUCGGUCUCGGAAGCGGAAAUCCUUCAUGCCCACAUGAUCAAGACAGGAACCCAGGAGCAGUUCUUCUUAAUGACGGCGCUGGUUAACGUGUACGCGAAAUGUGGCGACAUGAAAAGUGCUCGCAAGGUGUUCGACAAUUUGCCUAGGAGAAAUGUUAUCGCCUGGACCACCCUGAUGUCGGGUUAUGUCCAGAACUCAAGGCCAGAAUCAGCUGUUGAAGUUUACCGAGAGAUGCUGGAAAGUGGGUCUCUUCCAACAGGUCAUACUCUGGGGAUUGCUCUGAAUGCUUGUUCUGCAUUGAAUUUAUUGGAUCUUGGCAGACAGUUUCAUGCGUUCAUAAUCAAGUACAAGAUUGCGCAUGACCCUAGCGUUGGAAACGCUCUAUGUACUUUCUACUCCAAAUUUGGCUGCUUGAAGUCUGCCGUUGAAACUUUCAAGGGGAUUGAAGAGAAGAACGUCAUCUCGUGGACUGCGAUUAUAACUGCUUGUGGAGAUAGCAGCGAUGCGGCAAGUGGGUUGAGAUUUUUCAUCGAGAUGCUUAAGGAGGAUGUUAACCCUAAUGAGUUCACAUUCACUGCUGUGAUAAGCCUGUGCAGCGUGCUGAUUGCUUUGGAUACAGGAGCUCAGGUACAUUCACUAGCUAUCAAGCUUGGGUAUGAAUCCAAUAUCCAAAUAAUAAACUCAAUCAUGUAUCUCUAUCUGAAAUCUGGACGGAUCGACGAAGCACAGAAUUUUUUCAACAGACUGGAAUCUGUGAGCAUGGUUACAUGGAAUGCAGUCAUUGCAGGACAUGCACAGGCCAUUGAUGUAGCAAAGGAUGAACUUUUAGCUCACAGGAGUGGCACCGAGGCAUUGAGAAACUACUUUCAUUUGAACCGCUCUGUGUUGAAGCCUGAUCUCUACACCUUGUCGAGCAUCUUCACAGUGUGUGGGAAAAUCCUGGCAGCAGAACAAGGGGAACAAAUUCAUGCUCACACCAUCAAAACUGGUUUCUUAUCAGAUGUGGUUGUGGGAACUGCAUUAGUUAACAUGUACAGCAAAUGUGGAAGUGUUGAGAGAGCAAGUAAAGCCUUUCUUGAGAUGUCAACUAGAACUCUGAUAUCUUGGACAGCCAUGAUUUCAAGCUUCGCGCAACAUGGUUGGUCUAAUCAGGCUCUGCAACUCUUUGAAGACAUGAGGCUAGCUGGAGUUAAACCGAACCAGAUCACCUUUGUGGGUGCUCUGGCUGCAUGCAGCCAUGCAAGAAUGGUCAACGAGGGGCUGAGAUACUUUGAGAUGAUGAGAAAGGAAUACCGAAUCAGACCUUUGAUGGACCAUUAUGGAUGUAUGGUUGAUUUAUACGUGAGGUUGGGCAGGAUAGAUGAAGCUUUCAAUGUCGUCAAGAAGAUGGAUUUCCCACCAAAUGAGUUCAUUUGGCUGGUUUUGAUUUCAGGAUGUAGGGAUCAGGGAAAUGAAGAAAUUGGGUUUCAUGCUGCUCAGCAACUGCUCAAACUGAAGCCUAAAGAUCCCCAGAUUUAUUCCAUUCUGUUGAAUUAUUACGCAUCCGCCAAAAGUUGGGAAGAUGUUUCAAGACUCAAAGAAUUGAUGAAAGAGGAGAAAAUAGGAAUAUUGGAAGAUUGGAGCUGGAUUAGCAUUAAAGACAAAGUCCACUCCUUCAAAACAAGCAUCCAGCGGGCCCCUGGAAAUGCUGGGACAUUCAGGUUGUUGGAUGAACUGCUGGACAAAGCGAGGAGUCAUGGCUACAUGACGCACGCAGCUAUGGAGGUGAAUAAUGAAGUAAGAGAGAUAGAAAUGGAGCACGGCCAUUACUCUUCUGCUUCUGCUGCUAACCACAGUGAGAGGUUGGCUGUGGCAUUUGGGUUGCUAAAUAUUCAAACUGAUGCCCCAAUAAGAGUCAACAAGAACACGAGAAUGUGUAGAGACUGCCAUAGUUUCAUUAAGAUCGUCUCGAGUAUGAGCAGUAGAGAAAUCAUCGUUAAAGAUAGCUGGCGCAUUCACAGGUUUGCUAAUGGCCAAUGCUCAUGUGGAGAGUUCUGUGGUCUCGUAUGAUUACAGAAAAGGAAGUCAAUCACCAUUUUUCAAGAUCAAGCUCUUCUAUACUAUUUAGCAACAUAUUACAUGGCAUUUAUAAGACCAAAACAUAUAUCAUGGCGAACAACAACAGGCAAACAAACCACAUGG
Messenger RNA from Linum tenue, 2538 nucleotides. NCBI's taxonomy places the organism in Eukaryota, Viridiplantae, Streptophyta, Magnoliopsida, Malpighiales, Linaceae. The record is from the annotation of a GenBank genome assembly.